Molecule: messenger RNA, 579 nt
Organism: Penicillium odoratum
Lineage: Eukaryota; Fungi; Ascomycota; Eurotiomycetes; Eurotiales; Aspergillaceae
Exons: 1
Coding region: 1-579 (192 amino acids)
Source: RefSeq, a predicted model, not a curated record
AUGCUCCGGUUUGUGGGACCCAACGGAGCACCAGGAACAGGUGGUCUUGUCCAUUUGAUUGAAUACGCGUGUGAAUACAUGGUCAAGACAAUCCAAAAAGUGCAGCGCGAAUACAUCAAGUGCAUUGUUGUGAAACCGGAAGCCAUGACCAUGCUCACUCGCCAUAUCGAUAAGUAUUUCACAAAGACCAUCUACACUCAGCCUUGUAAGUCGUGGAUGAAGCGAGGAAAGGAGAACGGUCGAGUUAUCACCCUCUGGCCGGGCUCGGCGAUUCACGCGGUGGUUGCUCUCGAGAACCCCCGAUGGGAGGACUUCAAUUAUAACUACCUACCAGAGACCGAAGACAAUCAUUACAGCUAUCUUGGAAAAGGUCUGACGAUUGCCCAAGAAGCAAAUCUGGUGACUACCGAAUAUCUCGACACUGUUAGCAAACCCCGGUCACAAAUCACAACUCUAUUCCUGAGCCUGAGAGUCCAUAUCUGGUAUUGGAAGAACGGAAGAACGGUCAAGCUGUUUGAGCGGAAUGCGCUAUGUUAUUUCCUAUUUAUCUUAGAUAGACUAGCUCUAUGCUUAUUCUGA